Acipenser ruthenus (sterlet) is the source of this 2933-nucleotide messenger RNA. RefSeq names its product serine/threonine-protein kinase SBK1-like. Gene Ontology annotation, molecular function: ATP binding; protein serine/threonine kinase activity. The transcript has 5 exons. The coding region runs from base 1280 to 2554 and encodes 424 amino acids. Lineage: Eukaryota; Metazoa; Chordata; Actinopteri; Acipenseriformes; Acipenseridae. The record is from RefSeq and is a predicted model, not a curated record. Gene Ontology annotation, biological process: peptidyl-serine phosphorylation; peptidyl-threonine phosphorylation.
CGACUUUUGAAAAUAGCUUGCCACCUAUCUGCUGUCGCAAAGGUGUUUUGCGACGUGUUUUUCACUUUGCCCCUUCUGAUAAUCAGGCUGUUUGUGUCUGUUAUAUUGUUGCAGAUGUCACAAAGUGUCGAUUUAACGUAUUUUUUUACCCUUAAAAGGAAGUAAUUACACUCACCACAAUGCACCCGCAGGGGCGCUGGAACUAGGGGUGCUAGUUGCUUCCAUCAUAUACAGGGGUUACCGUUUUUUUUUUUUCAAUGGCUUUCAGCACCCCCAUUAUAAAAAUUGUUGCAGCGCCUCUGUCCUACAAUAUGCUAAACACAAACACCAGAUUCAUUGACGUCCUUUUUCUCUGCCUGACAGCGACAGGACCCGCGAGUUAGCUAGAGGAGCCUGCGGGAGGCGGACUCCGUGUGACAGAUAGGAUCAAAGAAAGGUAUAUGAAUUGAAAUAAUUGUGAAUGAAAUCCUAAUCGGGGAAAAACAUAAGGAUUGAACAACAAAGAAACCCCAAGCGCUACGGACAAGCGAGAGCUAGGUGGAGAGAACAGAGCAAAACUACAAAAAAUGGUUUUCGGAGUGAGCAGUGAAAGAUGGAACUAUACAGAGACAAGACGGGACGCCGAGCGAGACUGCUUGCAUGAGAAAGUAGUGUACUGUCUGUACACAGAGAACGCCAGCUUCCGAAUUGGCAGUAACCUUAUGAUUCAACUGGAACGUCGCAGCUUUCAGCGACCAGACGAAGGAGCCAAAUAAAACGGACGAGACAACCAACACCACAAGACUGACAAUGCAAGACUCCUAGAAAAACAUAAUUGAAACUGUUAAAAAAAAAAAAAAAAAAAAAACCAAAAACCCCAAAACAAAACAAAAAAACCCUUCUGAAUUGGAACACGUUGCUAAAGAGUAGCCUAUAAAAAAUAAAGAAAAGCAUUGCUUGAGCGUAAAGUAGACUAGAUGAUAUUAACAGCAUUCUCGUAAAUACUGCACAAAAGAAGAACAACAACGUUUUUGUAAAGACGAAACCGACAGCAAAAUGAAUAAUGUGUAAUUGAAAUUAAAUAAACUUUUAAAAAUGUGUAUGUAGGCUAUUGAAACAAAAACUGCCGCAACCACGAGCAACGACACCUGCCCGAUCACAACUAUAAAAGCAAGUCCCAAAUACUUGUGGCAUUUAGUCCACAAGUGAUUUGCUGUUUAAAACAUCUGAGACUGACGGAAAGAUAAGGGGAGCGAAACGGGUCUGUAACCAGAAAACAGUGCCUCGGCGACGGGAGUGGAUGCAGGACCAUGCGAGAGACAGACAGCUCGCCAAGAGUGCGAAGAUGAGCCUGUCUGCUGCUGGAGGGGGGUCUUCCCCAGGGAAGGUAGGGUGCUGCAGGGUGCCUGUCAAGGACUUUCAGGCCCUGGCCAUUAACUCCCUCUCUGCAGCUGACAUCCGCAAGCACUACAAGCCUAUCCGCGAGCUGGGAAAGGGCACCUAUGGCAAGGUGGACCUGGUGGCACAUCGCACUCAAGGUAUGAAGCUGGCUCUGAAGUAUGUGAAUAAGAGCAAGACGAAGUUGAAGAGUUUCCUGCGGGAGUACACCAUCACUAGCAGCCUGGGCACGAGCCCCUUUAUCAUCAAGAUACUGGAUGUGCUCUUUGAGACCGAGGACUGCUACGUCUUCGGGCAGGAGUACGCACCUGCUGGGGACCUCUUUGACAUCAUCCCGCCACAGGUGGGGCUGCCGGAGGAGAUGGUGAAGCGCUGUAUCCAACAACUGGGCCUGGCUCUGGACUUCCUGCACUGCAAGAGCUUGGUGCACCGUGACAUCAAACCGGAGAACGUGCUGCUGUUCGACCGCGAGUGCCGACAAGUCAAGCUGGCCGACUUCGGGAUGACGAGGCGAGUGGGCUGUCGGGUGAAGCGCAUCAGCGGGACCAUCCCUUACACUGCACCCGAGGUGUGCCAAGCCAGCCGGGCGGAGGGCUUUGUGGUGGACUGCAGCCUAGACGUCUGGGCCUUCGGGGUGCUCAUCUUCUGCAUGCUGACUGGCAACUUCCCAUGGGAGGCGGCUCUGCCCUCCGACGCCUUUUACGAAGAGUUCUGCCGCUGGCAGAGGGGGUCCUGCCGGCCGGGCACGUUCCCCUCACAGUGGCGUCGAUUCACAGAGGACGCCCUGCACAUGUUCCAGCGGCUCCUGGCAGUGGAGUCAGAGAAGCGGUGCGCCGUGAAAGACGUCUUCUUCUUCAUCAAGUAUGAGCUGAUGUGUGAGCCCCGGCGCAGGCCCUCCUGCCGGGGGAGAAAAGCUGAGCAGACCGGCCCUGCCGGGCGGAGCAACAGCCACUCCAGAGCCGGGCACAGACACUCGGAGACCUCUGGCACCGCCCACUCCUCCUCAUCACCCUCCUCCACCUGCCUCCACCCGACACCGCUCAAACGAAGCGGGGUCCUCUCCGACGGACACUCCUCCAGACUGGGUUCCGAGCCUAGCCUGCCUGACCCUUCCGGUCAGCAGGAAAAGGGCAAAGGGCAGCUAUUGAUGGCCACUGCUAUUGAGAUCUGUGUCUGACCCCAAGGCUAGGAUGUGUGUGUGUGUGCGCUGAGCAAAUAGGAAAUAAGAGCGCCAUCUUCAGGGAAGGUUACAGGGUAUUGUGGUUUUAGCAUCUGGGAUGGAUGACGUUCUAGCAGUAUCUCUUUACAUAAAUCCAAUGGUACCUAUUUUAAAUUCUUGGGGUAUAAACCAUUGCCCCAUUGUUCUGAUUCUUACUGUACUUUAGAAAAUAGACUUUGGGGUAUUGAAACUUGGAUAUUUGUUACAUAAAGCUGUUUCUUGACUAAAAUGGACCAUUGCCAAGGUCAUUCCACAGCAAAAUGGACUUGAUAUCUCUGUCGAUGACAGUACAUUUCUGUUACUGUGCUCAACCUGAAUAAAGGUCUUGUAUUCAAGA